GUGCCUUGGCACGUUUUUAACUGCAUUUUGUCGUUUAGAAUGAAAGGUCUGUUGUGUAUAAAGCAAGGUGAACCAUGAAAGAAAACAAUCAGCUACACAUAGGUUACGGACUUUCAGACAACAGGACAGUCUCUAACUCCGCUGCGUCAAGGACACUUGCUGUGCUACCUUGCUCUUCCUGCCUGGACCAUAAGUCACGCGUGAAUAAUGGACGCGUGAAAUGUGUCGCUGCCAAAUGGUCUUUUGUUUGCCGGGCAAGUUCCGGUGGCCAUAGGAGAAAUCCGGAUUUCUCAAGACAAAACAAGCAUGGUUUCCGAGGCAGAAACAAGCAAAACGAAGAGAGAUACGGCUUUGAUGGUUUUGAGGAUUCAGAAAUGUUCUCUUCAAAAAACGGCCCUGUUGUCUCUCUCUCUAAUUCCCCGAAAUUCCAAGCUACUUCAUCCCCCGGGCCAAGAGAGAGAGAGAUAGUCGAACUUUUCAGGAAGGUGCAAGCACAACUCCGGGCACGAGCCGCUGCUAAGAAAGAAGGCAAGAAAGUUGAAGAAGCUUCUAGGGGACAGGGGAAAGAGAGUGAGACAGUCGAUUCCCUUCUCAAGUUACUGAGGAAACACUCAGGUGAGCAGAGUAAGAAAAAGGAAGUCAAUUCGGGCCAAGCAGAUAGAGAUGUUGCACACAACCAAGAUCAAAGCUCAAAUUCGAUCAAUUCUCGGGACAAAAGUCGUAAAGCAACAUCCUUUACCCGGCCGGCAUCAAGCUUCAGACGCAAGUCACCUGUACCCAGAUACAAAUCCCAGCCCACAUACUCUAGUGAGUCUUGGACCCAGAAGAAGGAUCGAGCGGAGCUGCACGAUGGACCUGAAGAUGAUGACCAUGAAGCUGAACCUGAAGAUGAAGAGCCUGAACCUGGGACCGAGCCCGCUGUGCUUGAACAAGAGCCAGAUCUGAAGCCCGAGUCUUUCUAUCAAGACGAGGAUGAUGCAGUUGUUUUGGAACAGAUAUCAGAUGAUGCCAUAGUAGACGCUGAUGAAGGCGAGGAACCGGGGAUAGAAAUGAAGCAAGAUUCAGACUUUAGUGCAUUGAAGCUGACGGAACUGAGGGCCAUAGCGAAAUCACGUGGCGUAAAAGGGUUUUCAAAGAUGAAGAAAGCUGAGUUGGUGGAGUUACUGAGCAGUGGUAGUAAUUUAUCACACACGGAUGGGCAGUGACCGAACAAUAGAAAAGACUUGAGUGACAUUGCUUCAGUUUUGAGACUUGCAAGUGAGCAAACUGUGUUUUUUGUUUUUGAGGAUAAUGAAUUUCUGUUCCGUCA
This is a messenger RNA of Tarenaya hassleriana, 1309 nucleotides long. RefSeq names its product rho-N domain-containing protein 1, chloroplastic-like. The record is from RefSeq and is a predicted model, not a curated record. NCBI's taxonomy places the organism in Eukaryota, Viridiplantae, Streptophyta, Magnoliopsida, Brassicales, Cleomaceae. The coding region runs from base 75 to 1205 and encodes 376 amino acids. The transcript is spliced from 2 exons. Gene Ontology annotation, biological process: DNA-templated transcription termination.